Molecule: messenger RNA, 3098 nt
Organism: Contarinia nasturtii (swede midge)
Lineage: Eukaryota; Metazoa; Arthropoda; Insecta; Diptera; Cecidomyiidae
Gene: Galphai
Product: G protein alpha i subunit
Exons: 7
Coding region: 823-1890 (355 amino acids)
Biological process (GO): adenylate cyclase-modulating G protein-coupled receptor signaling pathway
Cellular component (GO): heterotrimeric G-protein complex
Molecular function (GO): G-protein beta/gamma-subunit complex binding; GTPase activity; G protein-coupled receptor binding
Source: RefSeq, a predicted model, not a curated record
UUGUGGCUACAGUGAAGUCAUUUUUGGUUGUCGAUGUAUUUUGAAUUUACAACGAAUUUUCUCGAAAUAAGCGUUCAUUUGUUUGAAAUUUUGCAUUCAAAUUUUUAAUUAAAAUCGCAUCGAUUUUAUGAAUUUGAAAAAAAGGUCACAUCAAAUCACCGCACAGUGAAAUAAUUUCGUAUACAUGAGCGCAUUCGUACAUUCCAUGUAUUGUCAUUCCGAUUGUCGAUGAUUCAGAAUAAAAAAAAUACUCGGCUACACAACAUUUGUAACGAAUGUUUUCCCUGUCCAGAACAAAUCAGCCCAUAUAUACAUGCAACGCAGAGAAGUAGAAAUUAAAAAUCUCACAGCAACAUUUCAAAUUUACUGGUGACGAAUUGAAACCAAAAAAAAUUGUUUGAUUUCCAUUGAAUUUGCUAAAUUUAGUAGUGCAACAAGUGUCAUAUAAAAAGAUAUAUAUAUAUUUUUUUGUUCGUUCAUUAUAUGUAUCGUAAGUUUGGCAUUAUAUUAGUGGAAUCAACAUCGACGGGAAAGUGAGCAUCGUGUUUUUAUUUUGUUGCAUUUUGUUUCUUGGCUUCUCAUUGUGUCGUAAUUAAUAAGUGUGCGUGAGUGUUUUAAAUCAAAUUGAAAACAAAAUAAAGCAAUCGAAGAGAAAGAAAAAGAGAAGAAAAUAUAAAACGAGAUAGAAGCUAAACGGCGGAAACGAAAUCGAAUCGAAAAUACAAAAAAAAAUCAAAGUGACGUGAAAACAAAAGAGAAAUUAUAUCGACAAAAUAAACAACAUACAUCGAGGGAGAAAGAAAGAAAUAAGAACGAAUCAAAAUGGGCUGUGCAGUGAGUGCAUCAAGAGAUAAAGAGGCGAUAGAACGGUCGAAAAACAUUGACAGGGCAUUGCGUGCCGAUGGCGAAAGAGCAGCAUCUGAAGUGAAACUAUUGCUUUUGGGUGCUGGCGAAUCGGGAAAAUCGACCAUUGUAAAACAGAUGAAAAUCAUACACGAAACCGGCUAUUCACAAGAAGAAUGUGAACAAUAUCGACCAGUUGUCUACAGCAAUACAAUACAAAGUUUAAUGGCAAUAAUACGAGCCAUGGGACAAUUACGUAUCGACUUUGCUGACAUCAACAAAACGGAAAUUGCACGGCAAUUUUUCACAUAUGCAUCAGCAGCCGAAGAAGGUGUUUUAACACAUGAGUUAGUUUCAUUGAUGAAAAUUUUAUGGGCCGAUCCUGGUGUGCAGAAAUGUUUCGCACGAUCACGCGAAUAUCAACUAAACGAUUCAGCUGCAUAUUACUUAAACUCAUUAGAUAGAAUAUCACAUCCAAAUUACAUUCCAACACAACAAGAUGUGCUACGAACUCGAGUCAAGACAACUGGCAUCGUUGAAACGCAUUUCAGCUUCAAAGGACUACAUUUCAAAAUGUUUGAUGUGGGCGGCCAACGUUCGGAACGAAAGAAAUGGAUCCAUUGUUUUGAAGGUGUAACAGCGAUCAUCUUUUGUGUGGCAUUAUCUGGUUAUGAUUUAGUAUUGGCCGAAGAUGAAGAGAUGAAUCGCAUGAUUGAAUCAAUGAAAUUAUUCGAUUCGAUAUGCAAUUCAAAGUGGUUUGUUGAAACGUCAAUCAUUUUGUUUUUGAACAAAAAAGAUUUAUUUGAAGAGAAAAUUUCACGUUCACCAUUGACCAUAUGCUUCCCGGAAUAUACCGGUUCAAAUACAUAUGAAGAAGCGUCUAGUUACAUAAGAAUGAAAUUCGAAAAUCUGAAUAAGCGGAAAGAUCAAAAGGAGAUUUAUACACAUUUGACAUGUGCCACCGAUACAAAUAACAUUCAAUUUGUGUUCGAUGCCGUGACCGAUGUCAUCAUCAAAAACAAUUUAAAAGAUUGUGGUUUAUUUUAAGCAUGAAAAUGAAUGAUAUAUUCAUUCAAACCUAUCCGAUUAGUUUAAAGAGACAAGAGAGAGAAAAAAAGAACACAAACAAAAUCAAUCGUAAUUAAAAUUGAGAUAUCGAUAGGACACGGUAUCCCGUUUCAAUUAUACAUUAAAUAUUACAGAGGGAAAAUUAAACGAAAAAGAAUGAAACAAGCACUUAACACAAGCAGACCAAAACUUAACCAAAUUACAAUAAUAUUUCGAAUUGGCAUGUCUGUUCCAUUCUUAUUUUUUUAUAAAAAGAGACAAAUAGAAAAAAUUGCUAAUCAUUGCCAGUCAAAAAAAAAUUGAACAAAUUCACUAGAGCUCAAUGCCUGGCGCAACGCAUAGUCUCGCUCUGAAUUCCAAAUAUUAUUUUAUCCAACGAAACAAUCAAAAUCGAAACAACCAACAAACGUCCAAACAUAUUUCAUUUUGUCAAUGUUCACGCAAAUAUAUUUUAUUGACGAUGGCACGCGCACACGAACAUACUUUUAUCUCAAAUUGCAUGAACUAUUUGCUGUCUCCUUUUGUGUUGGUAUUAAUUCACAUAAUUGUAUUAAUGAUAUGACGACAACAUCUAAAUAUAUGUAUAGUUAUCUUUUUCUUUUCUAUUUUCGUUUAUCGUCAUGAAUCUAUUCGUGAAGAAAAAAAAACUUCUUCGUAUAUAAUUUUGUUCUUCUUCUUAUUCUUCUUCUUCUUCAUAGAUUACUAAUUUAUUUUUCACGCACAAAACAUAUUAGCUACAAUUCAGGUUUUUGUUUUAUCAAUCUUGACAUUAAGAAACUAUUUUGUACUCUCUUUUAUUGAUUCUAACUGCAACGAAGAGAUUCAAUUUAUAUUAACAAUAAUACAUUUUUGUUUGCUCAAACUCAAUCAAACUUCCUUUUUUGAGAUUAAUUGCAUAUGCCAUGGGAUCAAAGUAUCAUUUCUUUUAAGACAAAAAAAAAAAAUAACAAUCGAUUGGCGAGUAUUUGUUCAUGUUUGCUUUCAUAAAAAAAUAAAUCAACAUCGACGCGAAUGAAACUACUUUUCUUGUAUUUUGCAUUGAUUUUGUUUAUAAUAAAUCAUUUGAAUAGGACACAGCAACCACCUAAUCUUUAUACUCGCAAAACACAUGUAUGCAAUGAGUAAAGAGAACAUUUUUUAACGCACAAAUUUACACUAAACAAAAAAAAACAAAAACAAAAGAAUAU